UCUGGAGGGAGUCAAAGGGUUCGGCGCAAUAGAGGGUCGGGUACGCGCAGCCGGCACGCGAUCGAAAGUCUCCCAGCGCGCAGCGGGAGGUGCUGAGGUGCAGGGGCUGCUAUAGGAGCCGCUGCUCGCACACGCCACAGCGCCCGCCGCCGUCAGCGGCUCCCGCAACCCCUGGUUCUCCACGCACUGAGGGGGUCCUACGCCCCUCGCCUGCUCCAGAGGUGCGCGCGAUGGCUCCACGUAAGAAUGCUAAGGGCGGUGGCGGCGGCAACAGCAGCAGCAACAACAGCAGCAGCAGCAGCAGCAGCAAUAGUGGCUCGAGCAGUAGCAGCGGUGGCAGCAGCAGCCCUGGGGCCCGGAGAGACACAAAGCAUGGCGGACACAGGAAUGGGAAGAAAGGAGUACUUUCUGGAAGUUCAUUUUUCACGUGGUUCAUGGUCAUCGCGCUGCUGGGAGUCUGGACAUCAGUAGCUGUCGUCUGGUUUGAUCUUGUUGAUUAUGAGGAAGUUCUAGGAAAACUAGGAGUCUAUGAUGCCGAUGGUGAUGGAGAUUUUGAUGUGGAUGAUGCCAAAGUUUUAUUAGGCCUUAAGGAGAGAUCUCCUUCAAAGCCAACAGUGGGAGCAGAAGAGGCUGAGAUGCACGCCCGGCUGCAGGCCCAGGCUCCCGAGGAGUCAGGACCUCAGCAUAUCGAAGAUGAAAUACAAGAUGAAAUUCAUUCCCCUCUCCAUGAAACAGUAUACACAGAACAUGGAGAAGACUUACAACAAGAGGAGGAUGGACUGACAAGAGAACAGCAAGCAGAAGAUGAGGAUUCCCUUGUAGGAAGUGACACGGACGGCAGAUUUGAAUCCCUGGAAACUGGAAUGCUUCAGGAAGAAACUAAAGAUAGUUACCAUGUAGAAGAGACAGCUUCACAGGCCUAUAAUCAGGAUAUAGAAGAUAUGAUGUAUAAACAGGAAAAUUCAGAUUCCACUGAACCAGCAAUAGAGGAUGAUGAGAGAACAUACCAUGAUGCAGACGAUGUAACAUAUGAAGACCAUGAUCAACAAGAUAAUGCUGUAGAAGAUUCAAACAUAAUUUUAGAAGAAGCGCAUGCGUCCCCAGCAGAGGAACAGCAGGAAAUACCACCAGAAACAAAUAGGAAAACAGAUGAUCCAGAACAAAAAGAAAAAGUUAAGAAAAAGAAGCCUAAACUAUUAAAUAAAUUUGAUAAGACUAUUAAAGCUGAACUUGAUGCUGCAGAAAAACUCCGUAAAAGGGGAAAAAUUGAGGAAGCAAAGACUGCAUUUGAAGAGCUAAUUCGCAAAUACCCUCAGAGUCCACGGGCGAGAUACGGAAAGGCACAGUGUGAAGACGAUUUGGCCGAGAAGAGAAGGAGCAAUGACAUGCUUCGCAGGGCCAUCGAGACCUACCAAGAGGUGGCCAGCCUGCCUGACGUUCCUGCGGACCUGCUGAGGCUGAGCUUGAAGCGGCGCUCAGACAGGCAACAGUUUCUAGGUCACAUGAGAGGUUCUAUUGUUACACUGCAGAAAUUAGUUCAAUUAUUUCCUGAUGAUACUUCCUUAAAGAAUGACCUCGGAGUGGGGUAUCUCUUGAUAGGAGAUAAUGAUAAUGCCAAGAAGGUAUAUGAAAAGGUUCUGAAUAUGACACCUAAUGAUGGCUUUGCUAAAGUGCAUUAUGGCUUCAUCCUGAAGGCACAGAACAAGAUUGCAGAGAGCAUUCCCUAUUUAAAGGAAGGAAUAGAAUCUGGGGAUCCUGGCACUGAUGAUGGGCGAUUCUAUUUUCACCUGGGGGAUGCCUUGCAGAGGGUCGGGAGCAAGGAGGCGUACAAGUGGUACGAGCUUGGGCACCAGCGGGGACACUUUGCGUCUGUUUGGCAGCGCUCCCUCUACAAUGUGAAGGGACUGAAAGCCCAGCCCUGGUGGACUCCGAGAGAGACGGGCUACACGGAGUUAGUGAAGUCCUUAGAAAGAAACUGGAAGUUGAUCCGUGAUGAAGGCGUUGCCGUGAUGGAUAAAACCAAAGGCCUCUUCCUGCCUGAAGAUGAAAACCUGAGGGAGAAGGGAGACUGGAGCCAGUUCACCCUGUGGCAGCAAGGGAGAAAAAAUGAGAAUGCCUGUAAAGGAGCUCCUAAAACCUGUUCUUUACUAGAUAAAUUCCCUGAGACAACAGGAUGCAGAAGAGGACAGAUCAAAUAUUCCAUCAUGCAUCCAGGAACUCACGUGUGGCCGCACACGGGGCCCACGAACUGCAGGCUCCGAAUGCACCUGGGCUUGGUGAUUCCCAAGGAAGGCUGCAAGAUCCGGUGUGCCAACGAGACCAAGACGUGGGAAGAAGGCAAGGUGCUCAUCUUCGACGACUCCUUCGAGCACGAGGUGUGGCAGGACGCCACGUCUUUCCGGCUGAUAUUCAUCGUGGAUGUGUGGCACCCAGAGCUGACACCCCAACAGAGACGCACCCUUCCUGCAAUUUAGCAUGUUGUGUGGGCUUGGGACACUCUGGAGAGAGACUGCCUCUCUAGCUGUAUCUCCUUGGGUGUGGGGAUAGAAGUUCACUCAGCAAUGCCUUUCAUGUCCUUGAUUGGCAGCCUGAAAAUCUCUGAACCGCCUCCUAGGGUUAGAAGACACUAAAGGGAAUAUUUGCCUUGCUGCAAUUUACAUAAGAAAUGCCCGGAUGUAUUUCAUCCCAUGAGAGCAUCGUUCUGAUGUCUAUAUUUCAGGUAAAUACAUGAUAGCUUCUACCUUGCCAGCCAAAGAUGUUUUUUUCCAUUUAGAAUGGGCGAAAUCAGUGUACAGUGAGAAUACAUGUAGCAACUGUGAACGGAUUGCUUUAGCUUGUAAUUUUUCUAUGCAGUUAUAUUUUUCUAGGGUAGCUAAGUGAUUUUUUGUCAUCACAUACCACUACUUUUUUGUUGAUUUUAAUAACAAGCUGUGUAAAAUGCUUUACUUCUAGCUGUUUAUAGUGGUAACUUUCCUGGUGAACUCAGACUUCCCUUUUUUAAUUAUUUUUAGACAAAGACACUCAUGAAAUCAGCAGUUUGACUUUCCCAAUACAAAUGAAAAACCUGUAAUUAUGCCAAUGUCUGUGAACUGUACAGCUCCCCACCCACUGAGUCUAUUUGCUUUUUUAUCUUCAUUGAGAGCUAGUGUCCUCGUUUCUCUCGUCCCCAUGAGAAAGGUGCAGACACCGCCCAAGUGGCAUUUCUUGCUAAGAGGAAGCCUUUACACUGAAAGGGGACAUGGGAUCGUUUUAUACUGAGUCAUAAAAAUGCCACAUGUAAAUGUUUUUAAUGCCAAGUGUUAGGGCUGAACAAAAAAAGUAAAGUUUUUCCAAGUAAAAAAUUUUCUCUCAGGAUCAGGUGGAGCUGUGGCUGCCAGGGCACUGGCUGCGGGCCUGGUUGCAGUCCAGGGGACGGGGCUGGACCCCGGGUGUCUUUGCCUGUGGUAGGUCCAUGUGAGUGACAGAGUCUGUGAUGGAUUCCCAUCACAAGUUUUCAAAAAUAUGAAGGAAGGCAGAAUGGAAGACUGAGAAGGCCAGGAUCUUUGUCCUGAGUGUAGGGUGUCAAGAUUGCCCUCCUCUCUGAAAGAGCUUAGGAGUCUUCCAGCUCUUUUGCUUGAAAAACUUCUGCCAUUUAAACAUCACUUUGAAAAAGCAAUUAUUAUCCACAACUUAGCUUUAAUAUUACCCACAGCAUCGAAACAGCUGUUGAAAAUGGUCUUGCCUACUCAUUCCAAAGAUGACCAAGUCAUUAAUUUGGUACAUUAUUAAUGCAUUAAAUUUUGUUUUUAAAAUUAAAGCUAACUAAGAAUGUUAGCUAUAGGAAUGUAAUAAUAUCAGUGCACUGAACUUAAGCUAAUAUGAACAAAAGCGCUGGAAAAAUGAUACAUAGGUUACCAAGAAUUUAUAGGUUAAAAAAAAAUACUCGUGAUUUUUUUUCCAUCCAAUGACGAAAGAGGAUGCUUUCUUAUCUCAUUUAAAAAACAGUCCUUUAAAAUUGAAAUGGACUUUUCCGCUCGUUCUUAAAGCCCAUUAGCUUCUAGGAGAAGUUUGCAAACUAUUUUUUGUGUUCCCUUCUGUGUUGCCAGUAUUCAAAAAACUCACUCAAAUAGAUGAAGAAGUAUGUGAGGAAAAUAGCAAAAUUAAUUCCCAAAGUCCAGAAGAAAAGGCACACUCCUGAAAAAUAAACAGGUAUUUUUGUCCUUCAGUAUUUAUUGAACAGAGGAAAUGACUGACAAAGGACAAUACAAUCAGUGCUCGUGUGGUAACAUUCAUGUCACUUACACAGUUUGGUUCUUGUAUGUAUAUUGCAUACACAAAGAAAUUCAAAGAAUAAGUUGUCAAUGUUGGAUCAUCAUCUUACAGUCAUGUAAUGAAAUCAUGGAAUGGAGUAAAAACAAGCUCUUUCACUUAGUAAUUAUAAUAUGGUAUUUAAAAUCAGGUCACUACAGGAUCCUAAAUAUUGCCAAUUGAAAAGCCAGAAUUGUCAUUACUGUUGCAAAGAGUUGGCAAUAAUUGCAUUUUAGGCAUUUGGAUUCCACAACUACCUUAUAAACCAAGUAAUAAAAUGGAUUUUCUAAUUCACUUUAA
Molecule: messenger RNA, 4587 nt
Organism: Artibeus jamaicensis (Jamaican fruit-eating bat)
Lineage: Eukaryota; Metazoa; Chordata; Mammalia; Chiroptera; Phyllostomidae
Gene: ASPH
Product: aspartate beta-hydroxylase
Exons: 24
Coding region: 231-2474 (747 amino acids)
Biological process (GO): peptidyl-aspartic acid hydroxylation
Cellular component (GO): membrane; endoplasmic reticulum
Molecular function (GO): peptidyl-aspartic acid 3-dioxygenase activity; protein binding
Source: RefSeq, a predicted model, not a curated record